AUGGCGCCGCCUCUCGCCGGCGCUCCUAGGGCGCUGGAGCGACAGCUCCUACAGGCGGCGAUCGACGGCGACCUCCGCCGCUUCAAGGGGACGGUAACGGCGCUGGAUGCCGGGAAGGGCCGCCCCAGGGAGGCGGUGGAGGCCGUGAAGGAUGACGGCGCGGGGGCCUUGCACUUAGCUGCCCAAAACGGGAGGACACCAGUGUGCGCCUACCUAGUCGAGGAGCUCCGGGUGGAUGUCAACGCCUUGGACGACCCAGGCAUUACACCCCUGGGUCAUGCGGUUGGUGCUGGAAUGGUGGAUAGUGUGAGGUAUCUUCUUGAUCAUGGUGCCAAUCCAGAUAAGACUGGUAAAGAAGGGUGUACUCCUCUACAAUUGGCAGUUGCAGAAGGGAACUGUGAAGUUUUAAAAGUCUUGCUUUCAAAAGGAGCUGAUGUUGAUGCAUUGUCUUAUUGUGGAGCGGCACUGCAUAUUGCUGCUAUAAGGGGGCAGUAUGCUGCUAUGAAGAUUUUGUUGGAACAUCAUGCAGAUUGUAACGCGGUAUUUUCCACUUGUUAUACACCUCUCAUUGCUGCUCUCACUGCGGGCUCACUGAAAUGCGUGAAGCUUCUCAUUAAGGCCGGCGCUGAUGUGAAGGGUCUCGGUAGUGCUAACCCCCUAGUAGUUGCAGCAACUGAGGGCUUAACUGAUUGCCUCAAGUGGUUACUGGACGCUGGUGCUGAUCCUAAUGUUCCUGAUGAUUUUGGUCACCUGCCAAUAGAACUUGCUGCAUCUAACAAUAGAAGGGAAGAUGUUAAGAUCCUACUUCCAGUAACUUCCCGUAUUCCAUCGGUGCAUGAUUGGAGCAUUGAUGGGAUAAUUAAUUAUGUAAAAUUGACACUGGAGGAUAAAAAUAUGUACAAAACAAAACCAAGCAAGAUGAAGUUGGAAGGAAACAAAGCAUACAAGAGAAAGGAUUAUUCUACUGCAGCAACACUAUACUCCCUGGCGCUGAAUUACUACCCAGAUGAUGCAACCUUGCUUUCAAAUAGGAGUGCUUGCUGGCUUAACAUGGAUGAAGGAGACAAGGCUUUGACCGAUGCACAAAUUUGCAGGAUGGUGCGUCCUGAUUGGCCAAAGGCCUGCUUCCGGGAAGGGGCUGCUCAAAUGUUAUUGAAGGAGUAUGGAAAGGCAUGUGAUGCAUUUCUUGAUGGUCUCAAAUUAGACCCAGCAAAUUCUGAGAUUGAGAGUGCGUUAAGGGAGGCUUUCAAUUCUCUGAAGAUAGGCAACCCAGCCAAGAAGGCUCACUGAAAGUCACCUGCUUUGGAAAAUUAACUUGUUCAUGUGUACGUAGCACUGCUUUUGCUGGUUCCCUCUUUUGUGCAGAGCUAUAUUUCAGUUGAAAAGAUCCACCUGAUCUACAAUGCUGAAUAUAUUGACGAAGCUUAUCCUGUAUACCUUGCAUGUAUCCUUUGCAUACUCGCUGUUCUCUAAAUGAUGCAACCUGACUAUUUUAUC
Messenger RNA from Lolium rigidum, 1497 nucleotides. Its product is annotated as ankyrin repeat domain-containing protein 50-like. Gene Ontology annotation, molecular function: protein binding. The record is from RefSeq and is a predicted model, not a curated record. Bases 1 to 1290 code for a protein of 429 amino acids. NCBI's taxonomy places the organism in Eukaryota, Viridiplantae, Streptophyta, Magnoliopsida, Poales, Poaceae. The transcript has 12 exons.